AUGAUUGAUUGUAAACCAAAGAGCACACCACUUGAAGCUAAGAUGAAGAUGAUGUCCAAUAACACUCCCUUUGAUGAUCCAAGUUACUUUCAUGGGCUUGUUGGAUCUUUACAAUACCUCACCCUUACUCGCCCUAAUAUUUCAUACAGUGUUAAUUUUGUGUCCCAAUUUAUGCAUUUACAAAUGGCCCAUCAUAUAUUACGAUAUGUCAAGGGAACUAUUGAUGUAGGUCUCCACUUUACUUCAAAUACCACACUUGAUCUUUUUGCUUUUUCUUAUGCAAAUUGGGCAGGUUGUCCUACCUCUCGAUGCUCCACCACUGGUUAUUGUAUCUAUCUUGGAGGAAAUCUUAUCUCAUGGUGUGCUAAGAAACAACCAACAGUUUCUCGCUCUAGCACGGAAGCUGAAUAUAGGGCCAUGGCAAACACUGCCAUUGAACUCACAUGGCUUACCUUUCUCUUGCAAGACCUUCACAUUUCACUUGCAUCCCUUCCACUGUUAUACUGUGAUAAUCUCAAUGCUCUUCACAUGACCAUCAAUUCAGUAUUUCAUGCCCGCAACAAGCACACUGAAUUGCAUUAUCACUAUGUCCGUGAACGAGUUGCUCUUGGCCAUCUUGUCACUCACCACAUUCCUACCAAUGAUCAAGUUACUGAUUUGUUCACUAAGCCCGUGUCCAAAGCUACUCUCAUGCAUUUUUGGACCAAACUCUUCCUUCAACCUCGGCCUCGUUUGAGGGAGGAUAUUAACAAUAAUCAGUUGUUGGAUGACAAUCAUGCAAAAAAAGGAAACAAAGAGCCGUUGGAAAUAGAUCCCUAUUAUUGUGCUACUGAUAAUGGAAAGCUGUUGGAAGACUAA
Glycine soja is the source of this 858-nucleotide messenger RNA. RefSeq lists its product as uncharacterized. The transcript has a single exon. NCBI's taxonomy places the organism in Eukaryota, Viridiplantae, Streptophyta, Magnoliopsida, Fabales, Fabaceae. The record is from RefSeq and is a predicted model, not a curated record. Bases 1 to 858 code for a protein of 285 amino acids.